Molecule: messenger RNA, 1150 nt
Organism: Capsella rubella
Lineage: Eukaryota; Viridiplantae; Streptophyta; Magnoliopsida; Brassicales; Brassicaceae
Product: annexin D6
Exons: 4
Coding region: 83-1039 (318 amino acids)
Cellular component (GO): cytosol; cytoplasm
Molecular function (GO): calcium ion binding; calcium-dependent phospholipid binding
Source: RefSeq, a predicted model, not a curated record
UUCUUCAUCUUAUUUAGGCAGCAAACAAAAUAUAUAUAUAUAAAAAAAAAAGAGAGAGAGAGAGAUACUGAGUGGUUGGAGAAUGGCAUCUCUCAGAAUUCCUGCGACUAUUCCUCUUCCUGAAGAAGACGCCGAGCAGCUCCACAAGGCCUUUAAAGGAUGGGGAACCAACGAAGGGAUGAUCAUAUCAAUCUUGGCUCACAGAGAUGCAAUGCAACGCAGCUUCAUCCGCGCUGUUUAUGCUGCUAACUACAAUAAGGAUCUUCUCAAGGAAUUGGACAAAGAGCUUUCCGGUGACUUUGAGAGAGCUGUGAUGUUGUGGACUCUUGAACCAGCGGAGAGAGAUGCGUAUUUGGCCAAGGAAUCUACCCAAAUGUUCACCAAGAACAUUUGGGUUCUAGUUGAAAUCGCGUGUACUCGACCAGCGCUUGAUUUUUUCAAGGCCAAGCAAUCAUACGAAGCUCGCUACAAGACAUCUCUCGAGGAGGAUGUUGCAUACCACACAUCUGGAGAUGUUCGAAAGCUAUUGGUUCCUCUCGUUAGCACCUUCAGGUACGAUGGAAAUGCUGACGAGGUCAAUGUGAAGCUCGCUAGAUCCGAAGCUAAGACACUUCACAAGAAGAUAACUGAGAAGGCUUACACUGAUGAGGAUCUCAUCAGGAUCUUGACAACAAGGAGCAAAGCUCAAAUCAACGCAACGCUCAAUCACUUCAAGGACAAGUUCGGAAGUUCCAUUAGCAAGUUUCUGAAGGAAGAUUCGAACGACCAAUAUGUUCAACUUCUCAAAACCGCGAUCAAAUGCUUGACAUAUCCAGAGAAAUACUUUGAGAAGGUUCUACGUCGAGCCAUCAUCAAGAUGGGAACAGAUGAGUGGGCACUUACUAGAGUGGUCACUACACGAGCUGAGGUCGACAUGGAGAGGAUCAAAGAAGAAUACUUACGCAGGAACAGCGUACCUCUUGAUCGAGCCAUUGCUAAUGACACUUCUGGUGACUACAAGGACAUGCUUCUCUCUCUUCUCGGGCAUGGCCAUGCUUGAAACAACAUCACCGUUUCAUUGUCUUCUAUAAAUCCAGUUGUGAUUGUGUUUUUUUGUUUUUUUUUCAUUUUCUUGAACUUUGAUCCUAAUUAGUUUUCUCGUUUUAUCGCA